This is a messenger RNA of Camellia sinensis, 2208 nucleotides long. RefSeq names its product transcription factor bHLH62. Gene Ontology annotation, cellular component: nucleus. Gene Ontology annotation, molecular function: DNA-binding transcription factor activity; protein dimerization activity. The record is from RefSeq and is a predicted model, not a curated record. Gene Ontology annotation, biological process: regulation of DNA-templated transcription. NCBI's taxonomy places the organism in Eukaryota, Viridiplantae, Streptophyta, Magnoliopsida, Ericales, Theaceae.
UAUUUUUUUUAUCUUUCUUGCUUCCUCUCCACUUUCCUCCUAUUUUUCUCUCUCACUUUCUCUUUCUUUUUUCCCUCUUUACUACUUUUUGUGCUCAUACCCAUCUCCUUCUCGUACUCUCUUUUUUCUUUCUUGUUUGAGUGAAUUUCAAGAAGCAAAUACUACCACAUAUUAUUUUCUUUCAACCUGCCAACUGGGUUCAUUUCAUGGGUCUUCAAAUUCUCUGAGAUUAUUCAUUUUCUAGUCUCUCUUUUCUUCCACACUUUCUCAAUUCCAUUCUCAAACUCUCUCUGAAAUGGAAAAAGAAAAGCUCUUUCUCAGUGAGGAAAACACAAUGUUACCCACUUGGAAUUCUUCUUCAAGUUUUGGAAUGGAAAUCCAAUCCAAUCAUCUGAAUUGCAGCUCAGAGCAACUUCCCAAUUGCUUUUUCAACCCCAAUUGGGACAACAAUUCAAUGGAUCAAACCGACCCAUUUGAGUCCGCCCUCAGCUCCAUGGUUUCCUCUCCGGCCGCCGCCGCAAGCGGCGGCGACGGUGUUGUGCUCAGAGAACUCAUCGGCAGACUCGGAAGCAUUUGCAACUCCGGCGGCGGCGGCGGCGGCGAAAUGUCGCCGCCACCUUACAUUGGUGCCAACAACAACAAUAGUACUAACAAUUCAAGUUAUAGUACUCCUUUGAAUUCACCACCAAAGCUCAACCUCUCAAUCAUGGAUCAUCAGAUCAGAGGGAAUUUGCAGAUUCCUGGAAACAAUUUACAAAGUUCGACACCAUUUUCUACCGAUCCCGGAUUCGCGGAGAGGGCUGCAAAGUUUUCAUCUUUUGGGAGUAAAAAUUUUGGGCAAUUUGGGCAGAUUGAAUCUGAAAUGGGUCAUAGAUUGGUACCCAGAAUGGAAUUGGGCAAAAUCUCUGUGACUUCGAGUACCCACCAGUCGAUGAAAUUUGCUGGAUCUUCAAUGGGUUUGCAAGAAAACAAAGAUGGGUUGUUGCAGGAAGGGAAUUGGGGUUCUGAUAAGAAAUUCACUAGGUUAUCGAGGUCUUCGACGCCUGAAAAUGGAGAAUUUGGGGAUUCAAGAGAGGAAUCUUCGGUUUCUGAGCAGAUCCCAGGUGGGGAAAUUGGGAUUAAAGGUCAGAAUGAUGCUAAUGCUAGGAAAAGAAAAUCAAUUCCAAAGGGAAAAGGAAAGGAAACCCCAUCUUCAUCUUCACCAGUUAAAGAUUCCAAAGUUGUAUCAGGGAAUGAUGAAUCAAAUUCCAAGAGAAGCAAAGCAGAUGAGAAUGUGAAAGUUGCAGAGCAAAGUAAAGAUAGUGCUAAGCCUCCAGAGCCUCCCAAGGACUAUAUCCAUGUCAGGGCUCGAAGAGGACAAGCUACUGAUAGCCAUAGCCUUGCUGAAAGAGUCAGGAGAGAGAAAAUCAGUGAGAGAAUGAAGUUCUUGCAAGAUCUUGUGCCUGGCUGCAAUAAGGUGACCGGGAAAGCUGUCAUGCUUGAUGAAAUUAUAAAUUACGUGCAGUCCUUGCAGCGACAAGUCGAGUUCUUGUCAAUGAAAUUGGCAACUGUCAAUCCUAGAAUGGAAUUUAACAUUGAAGCUCUUUUAUCAAAGGAUAUCUUUCAAACUCGCGGAUCUAUGCCAAACAAUAUUUACCCGGUAGAGUCCACGACACCGCCAUUCCCUUAUGGAUACCAACACAGUGGUAUUCCUAAUGGAACAGAGAACCCCUUCUCACUCAACCCUUUGAAUGCUGCUCUGCGGCGAAACUUAGGCUCGCAAUUGCCUUCCAUUGAUGGAUUUGGUGAGGCUGCCUCUCAGGCUUCGACAUUUUGGGAGGACGAUCUGCAAAGUGUUGUUCAGAUGGGUUUUGGCCAGAAUCAACCUCAGAAUUUUCAUGGCUCGCUGCUCCGCCAGCACGACAACUGUCCAAAUUUGGAUGAAGGCACAGCACAGAUGAAAGUUGAGCUAUGAUCAUCUUUUAAUCAACAUUCAUUUGGGGCCACAAGUGAGAGGCUUCUUAUGUAUAUACAGAGACUUGGAUUAUGACAAAGAGAACAUCUUCUCUUUUAUUUUUAUUGUUUUUCUUCUGUAUUUUAGCAAAUCCUUUUAUGCAGCUGAUUCUUUUGGAGAAUUCUUAUGGGAAAUUCAUUGUAAACUUAUUAGGAUUAAUUGUAAGAAGUGGUGUAAACACUUUAUUAUAUAUUAAAAGGGUGUUUGAGAUGAUA